GAGGCCAGCGGGCGAGCUGACCCUCCUUUUGGGGCGCAGCGGGGCGGCCAGGUGCGGCGGGCCGGGCCGAGCCGGGCCGGGGCGGGGGCCGGGGCCGGGCCGGGGCCGAGGCCGCACCGGCGGGCGCAGCGCCCCCUGGGCGUGCAGGUUGCUGAGUGGCGAGGGGCGCGCGCGGGCUGCGGGGACGCGCGGGCGGCGAGGCCUGCGCGCCAGUCUGCGGGAGCCAUGCGGCCGACCAGGAGGAGCGCGUCCUCCGAGCCGCGCGGGCAGAAGCGGCCCGGGGUCUCCCGGGCUCCCGCCGCCGCCGCCUCAGCUCCCGGCGACACCCGCGCCCCGCGCCCCGCGGGCCAAGCCGGCGGCCGGAGCCGGGCGGCGAAGCAGCGGCCGAGGCCGUCGUCGCCGCGGGCCCAGGAGGCGGGCCCCGGGGAGCCUCCGCCAGAGCCGGCGCUGCCGCCGCCCCCGAUCCCGGCGACUCCGACGUCCUCGGUGGCCACGCUGGACCUGGGCGACCAGCGGGAGCGCUGGGAGACGUUCCAGAAGCGGCAGCGGCUCACCUUCGAGGGCGCCGCUAAGCUCCUGCUGGACACCUUCGAAUACCAGGGCCUGGUGAAACACACAGGAGGCUGCCACUGUGGAGCAGUUCGCUUUGAAGUUUGGGCCUCGGCAGACUUGCACAUCUUCGACUGCAACUGCAGUGUUUGCAAGAAGAAGCAGAACAGACACUUCAUUGUUCCUGCUUCUCGCUUCAAGCUCCUGAAGGGAGCGGAGAGCAUCACCACGUACACGUUCAACACUCACAAGGCGCAGCAUACCUUCUGCAAGAGAUGUGGGGUGCAGAGCUUCUACACCCCCCGCUCCAACCCCGGCGGCUUCGGAAUCGCCCCACACUGUCUGGAUGAGGGCACUGUGCGGAGUAUGGUCAUCGAGGAAUUCAAUGGCAGCGACUGGGAGAAGGCCAUGAAGGAGCACAAGACCAUCAAGAACAUGUCUAAAGAGUGAGCGCCCGCUCUCUCCCUUUCUGGAAAGGAGGAAUGAUGGGGCCAGCAGCAUGGCUGCCCCCUCUGCACUCAGCGGUGCCGGCGAGCGUGGCUGCCCCAGGCUGCCGGGCUCAGGCCGGCCACCAGCUCCAGCUCUGCCCUUGACUCCAGCUACAUUUCCUUAGGCAGCUCUUUGUCCUCCAUCAGCCUGGACUUCGAUGUAGACUAGUUGACAUCCUCUUUCUCUUCCCAACUUUUGUGUGAUCUUUUAGAAAAAUAAAUAUUUUAAUAUUAAAGCA
Myotis daubentonii (Daubenton's bat) is the source of this 1276-nucleotide messenger RNA. RefSeq names its product centromere protein V (gene CENPV). Gene Ontology annotation, biological process: positive regulation of cytokinesis; regulation of chromosome organization; pericentric heterochromatin formation. Gene Ontology annotation, cellular component: nucleus; kinetochore; spindle midzone. Gene Ontology annotation, molecular function: carbon-sulfur lyase activity. The record is from RefSeq and is a predicted model, not a curated record. Lineage: Eukaryota; Metazoa; Chordata; Mammalia; Chiroptera; Vespertilionidae.